Messenger RNA from Effrenium voratum, 576 nucleotides. Lineage: Eukaryota; Dinophyceae; Suessiales; Symbiodiniaceae. The record is from the annotation of a GenBank genome assembly.
AUGGGCUCCGCGGAGUCCAUGGCGGAGGCCAUCUCCAGCUGCGCCUAUUUCGACACCGCCAGUGAGGAGGUGCGGCCUCCCUGGGCGUUGGCACAGGCUGACAAGUUCGAGUACGAGGACUGCCCUUUCUGCAAGAUGCGCCGGUCCCACCUCUCCUGGCUCCGCACCGAGAUCAAGCGCUUGACCUCCGAGGUGGCUGCGGUGCAGACGAGCAUUCCUCCGAUCUUCCUUCCGGAGCUGCAGACACAUCUGCAGGCGGGGCUCCCGGCCUCUGGGUACACCGGGGGCGUGGACGACAUCGUGGCGAGCAGUUGCCCGCGGUGCCCCGAGCUGCGCCAGCAGGUGAUUGAAGUCCAGGAUGAGGCAAGGCAGCUAGACGCGCAGUGCAAGGCUCGGAUCGAGUUCCGUCGCGAGCAGGCUCGAAAGGUGGAGGAGCUGCUGAUUGCGAAGCGCGCCAUCGAGGCGAAGCUGAUGAGCAGCGGCGGGCGCAUGGACGACGGCCAGCUGUCGCUGAUCACCCGGGUGAACCUUGCCGACGAGGAUGCCAUGCUCACGGCAGCCAAGCAACCUCUUUGA